Molecule: messenger RNA, 4658 nt
Organism: Mizuhopecten yessoensis (Yesso scallop)
Lineage: Eukaryota; Metazoa; Mollusca; Bivalvia; Pectinida; Pectinidae
Exons: 5
Coding region: 336-713 (125 amino acids)
Source: RefSeq, a predicted model, not a curated record
CACGUUGUAGCGUGCACAGCCAUGCACAGCCAGUAUGAAGUUGACUAAUGACAAAGCCAAUCAUAUAUACAACACACACAUAUAUGUAAAUGUGGACGGAGACAUAGUGUAUUGAUCGGUAUCCCGUAUGUCGAGGUGUCUCUCCAUCACUCCCCAGCACAGCCUCUGAAACACGAGUUUGGUAACGUUAACGCAUUCUGACCCAGUAUGACCAGUCGAUCAUCAACUGGACCAGGGAAGCUGGAGGCACUCCCAAGGAUACACUCCAGUCGUGCCUGAGGGAGGGGCCUUUGUGAUCACGCUCCUAUUUGCUGGGAGGGGGAGGACAUUCAUCCAUGAACGCCAGUACGUUAACAGUACCUAUUUCUACGACCCCUCGACCUAUGAUGGGAGACGAAAACCAAGAAGUCCCUACCGAAGCAGGUGCAAUCGCCGGGGCUGUGUUCGGCAUUGUUGUCUGUCUCGUCAUACUUGGUGUAGCAGCUUUCAUGUACCGCAGACAUAAAAGAGAGAGGGAAGAACUGAGGAGAGCCAAGCGUUCUCAAAUGUCGUCUAUGUUAAACGCUGGGGUGUAUAUGGACACGACGACCACAGACAGUCUAGUCCCCAGCCAUAUUGUGACAGGACCACACCCAAACCCCCGAAACAGUGCCUACAAAUCUCUCAACACGCAACCGGAUAUGUAUGACCAAGACUCAGACGAGGAAAUAUGAGGCACUUCACCAUGAAUGAUGGGAUACUAUUACAAGCCCGUCACACUGGAUGUGUGUAAACUGUUGAACACAUGUACACAUUCAACUUAAUGAAUGGCACAACAUGUGAUCAUGUGGAAAUAAAAGCGAUCACUGGCAAAGCAUUAUUUAAAUGUGAUCACGUGGGUUAUUAAGCCAGUAUGCAAUUGUGUAACCCUACAGGCUCGCCUGGAUAACGUCUUAACAUUUGAUCAUGAGCAAGCUAAUGCUAGCAACAAAAUGGUGAUAAUAAGAACGUUUGAUGACGUACAAUAAAUUAUGAAAGAGAACGUGUAAAGUGAUAACCAGAAAACAACUGAUCUCGGGUGGUGAUCUGUUGGUUUGUCAUUACUUACAUGGCGGUAUGACGUAGGUAAUCUUGUACAAGAUAAUCAUAAUACUGGUAUUAGUUCAUGGUUGUAUCUGUUCAUUACACAAAACGGACACACUAUGAAUGCGUGCAUUUACCUGAUAGAUGAUGGUUAUGUUGAUUGUCGCUAUUGGACUGGUGAAUACUCAAGAUAAACAGAGGUGUCUUAAUUUUAUGUAUGGUUUGCUCUUCACAUGUCCAUCUCAUAUCUACAAAAUAUAUUUUACAAACAAAUUUCUAGCACCUUGUUUAUCAUUUUUCAUUUUAAUACGAUGACGCAAAUUGUGUUUUUGAAAUAAUGUAGAAAAAAAGUAUGCUUGAUUCCAUUGUCUGAUACUGUUCAACUGUAAAACUGUGACUUGAAUAGUAAUGCUUCCAAUUAGUAAUUAAUUAUUCGUUACAUAAUGCGCUGGUUUUGUUCUUUGUACUAAGUCAGCUAUUUUCUGCUAUUUUUCUAAAUUCCCCAUGUGGAAUUGAUAAGUUAUUGCUGAAAAAAUUGGUUACAGUUACAAAUAUCUUUUCUUCGAUGUUUUGUUGCUUCAACUUUCAAAUACUUAUGGAUGUCAUCUUAUAAAUUGUACGUCAUCAUUGCGAUAGUGCCAAAAACCACAUACAAUAUGUAUACAUUGUUACGUUACAAUUGGCAGAUAGGCAUUUUGCAUUCAUUACAGAUUGAUACAAGAUCGUGUCACUGUUACGGAAUACAACAGUAUAAAAUGUAUCGUUACAUUCGUCUAACUUUGAAAUGUUCCAAAACACAUAAAGAAUAACUGACAUUGUAUUGCUAAUAUAAAAUGUGUUCUUUUUAAUCGGUUUUAAUUAUAGAUGAUCAUUUUGCUAUACUAUCAUUUAUGGAAAAUACUUCAACUCAUUCACCCCUUAAAAUUCACAAUAAACUAUUCAAAGCUUUGAAUUGGAAGGGUUUAAAUGUGUCGUCAUGGGUGAAUGAUUGAAAAUAAAUCAUUAUAUGUUGUAGCCAAGAUUAAAAGGAAUUACCUUAGAAGGAGGGAACGAUAUGUUGUGUGAUCGUUGUGUUGUAAAUUCUUCGAUUUGUGAUGUUUUAUAUGGCGUGUAAAUUUAAUAUUUGAAUUUAUUUGCUAAUAAAUAAUACAGAUGACAUUAACAAUCGUUCAAUAUUCACCAGUAUUAAUCGCUAUGUAUUUAUAAAAGUUUGCGUUUUCUAUUGACACAAAUAUUAUUAGAACGAUUAUAUUGAGAAUGAUCAUGCAGUUAAAAGCUUGAUAACUUAGCAAUUUUAAAUCUUCUACAGUGCCUUAAACCAUGCCAAAUUUAUAUACUGUAAACCCAGAUACUUAGAUAACAUCCGAUCGCCAAAUCAAAACAAUCUGUAAUAUGUUUCAAUAUAGAAUAUCUGUUCAUCUACCUUUGUUUAUUUCGUGAAUCCAUUUUUUCGCGAUGAAAGGUCGUUUAGAGAAUUCUCUGAUAAUAGGUCUCCCGGAAAAUAAGUGUUCUAUUGUAAAACCUAAUAUUUUCUUAAUGUCAUUCUACCAAACUAAAAUGAUGAAUGUGUUUUUUUCAUUUAUUCGUAAAAUUUUGAAAAUUGUUUUAUUUAUUUGUGAACAUUCCAUUUAGUUGAACUUAUCCUGACAAUAUGAACAUAAAACGACAGAAAAUAUCAUGUGCUUGAGUACGAUAUUGUGUAUGUCUUGUGAAAUGACCUAUGGCAAUAUGAAUUUGUGGGAAUAACUUACAUUGUUUAUUGAUUUAAAACGUGUUUUACCAGUUUAGGUGAUCAUUUUAUUAUAAUAUCAAUGAUGGAAAAUAAAUUAAUAUGUUUUGUUAUUAUUUUAUCUGUUGAAGCCUGUUGAAGGUGUACAUCAAACCGAUUUUGCUUUAUUAUACCUGUGAAUUGGAACACUUAAGGAAGAAAGUUGUGAUUUGUUUACCUUCAGUACCACUGAACUCUUAAUGGACAAAAUGGUUAGAUGGUGCAGUAAAGUGUUUAUUUCUGGGUCUACAAAUAGAGGCUUCCUUUCUUUGUGUUCCUAGUUAUUGGUUUAGUCAGAAUAUGGUUUUAUAUUUACAGUAAUUCAUUAGUUGGAAUAGAAAACAACGGAAUCCCAGCAUGUCAAAAAUCGUUGUAUGGAUACACUUCAACCUUUUCUGAUAAAUGAUUUUUAUUGUUUUAUUGACCAUGAAGAUGCAAGAAAAAGUAAUCUCUAAGUUUAAUUCUUUGAUAUUUUUCCUCUUACAUCAUAGAUAUUCAUCAGUGUGGGGGAAAAUAAAAAAUAAAUUCUCACAAUUAGUUUGAUGUUUCAGUCAUAUUGGAUAAAAUGACUGUUAGACUAAAACUAUAAGUUAACGAAGUUUUUAACAUACCAUAUUUGAUUGUCUAUAGAAAGAAAAUAAUCCGUAGGUAAUGACGGGUUAUAUCAUGUUGUUAUCAUGGAUUAUACUGAUAUCGCAUUAUCCUGUUUAUGAAGCUUGUAUCUGACGGGGUACGAUAUUUAUCACGUCAACAUGUGAUAUAUAUGAACCAAUAGUAUGGCUAGUCUUGGCAGAGGGCUGAUAAUGACAUGUAUCAAACAUUCUUUAUUUAUAAAAACUUAACGUCUUAUCAUUUUACAAUUAUUAAUGUAUUAACAGUAUUAUUUAUUGUGAUAAGUAAACAAUACAGUUGUGAAGGAUGUCCUUGUGUGAGACACAAACAGAUCGAGUAGUUAUACUGUAUAUAACUCGUGUUUGUGAUUGACUGUUGGUUUACAAUGAUUACAUCAGUCGGUAAACCACUCGGGGAGGUUUUCUAACUGAUAAUGGUAUUUUGGUCACAAGUGGAAUUUACGUAAAAUAUUUUAAUAAAAAAGUUCUUCAUUUCUGAAUUUGUACAGCUCAUUGGAUGUUACACAUUAAACAACUUAUUUCCUUAGCAAUAACGCAAUUUCCGAUUUAUGAUUGGUUCUGAUAAAAUGUUUGUUUUUUAAUUCCAACAUUAAUAUCUGGUUGAUUUAUGUUAUUAUAUCGACAUAUUGACGAAACGCUUUAGUCACCAAAAACAAUCUAGUGGAUAAUUUCAACAUAAGCUGAUUUAAAAAUUCUACUUACAAAUUGUAUGAAAAAUACACUAAAAUGUUAUGAUUUGAGUGACUGAAAUGUUCGUCUGUUUGGCAAAGGCCAUUGGUGACGCAGUAGUAUUAGCAAGGCAAAAAAUUCUGCGAGCAAGUUGUUAAAAAAAGAAAUUGGUAAAUUGUCUUUAAAUCCCUAAAAUGUUCAUCUGGGUUUAAUACAAAACUUAACAAAUUCAUGAGAUGCAAUCAAUUUCAACUGAAUUAGAUAGAAUAUGCUCUUCAUUCAUUUCAUUGCAUUGCAAGACUGGUUUAAAUAAAGGUGUAAGUUAUACCGUAGACAAUAAUCGUUAUGUUAUCAUUCCUAACGUUAAGAUAUAUAUGUCAAUCAUCCGACGGGUCUUCCGACAGAUUAUUGUGAUCGCGUUCGUGUUUGAUAUCGUCCUAAAGUUAGGUAUAUUUAUUGAGUCCGUGUUGUUUAUAUUUGUGUAUUAUGCCUAAUAAAACAUGGAAAUAAAAGUAAUGCUAACCAUC